Molecule: messenger RNA, 498 nt
Organism: Trichophyton rubrum CBS 118892
Lineage: Eukaryota; Fungi; Ascomycota; Eurotiomycetes; Onygenales; Arthrodermataceae
Exons: 1
Coding region: 1-498 (165 amino acids)
Source: RefSeq, a predicted model, not a curated record
AUGCUUCAAUACAGCAGCAGACCGCACACACCAGGCGCUCGCCGAAGACGAACGAGGAGCUCAUGCGCAGACUCAGGCUUGCUCCCAUCACCAUCUCCGUCGCCUUCACCUUCACCGUCAACACCAUCAGACAGCUCGUACUGGCCAGACUCGUUCCCCAUGGCCGCGCAAACUUGCGAAGCCUUGUUAGGCAUAGCCAUCCACGAUUUGUCAUCCACUCCUGACUUUCUCCAGGACUCUACUGGUGCCAUGCAGAUGCAGGCAUCCUCUCCAUGCCCAUCGUCUCAGCCUUUCGAAAUAGGCCUCUCUCUUCGGGGGGUUACAACUCCCUCCUCCCCAAACUCCUCAACCUCAUCCACCUCUCUCGGCCAUCACUCCGACGCCGCUGAGGCAUAUAAGUAUGACGCUCACUCCCACACCCAUACUGGUGCUAGUCCACACGGGCAAUCUUCAGGGUUAGUUGGAUUCAUAACAAUUCAUUUAUAUAUUCGGCCUUGA